CUCCCGGCCCUGCCCUGCCCUGCUCCCCGCCGGCUGCUGCCAGGCGCUUGCUAGUCCGCACAAGGGGCCGCCCAGGCGAGGUGCGGCCUCCGCCCAGGCGGGGGUGUCGGCGCGUGGGGCUCCGCCAUGGCUGCGUCCGAGCUCUACACAAAGUUUGCUAGGGUUUGGAUACCUGAUCCUGAGGAAGUUUGGAAGUCAGCAGAGCUGCUCAAAGAUUAUAAGCCUGGAGAUAAAGUCCUCCUGCUUCACCUUGAGGAAGGAAAGGAUUUGGAAUACCGUCUAGAUCCAAAGACCAAGGAGCUGCCUCAUCUACGAAACCCUGAUAUACUUGUUGGUGAAAAUGACCUCACUGCCCUCAGCUAUCUUCAUGAGCCUGCUGUGCUCCAUAAUCUCAGAGUCCGCUUUAUUGAUUCCAAACUCAUUUAUACAUAUUGUGGUAUAGUCCUAGUAGCUAUAAAUCCUUAUGAACAACUGCCCAUUUAUGGAGAAGAUAUUAUUAAUGCUUACAGUGGUCAGAACAUGGGUGAUAUGGAUCCACAUAUCUUUGCAGUAGCUGAAGAAGCUUAUAAGCAAAUGGCCAGAGAUGAGCGAAAUCAGUCCAUCAUUGUAAGUGGAGAGUCUGGGGCAGGAAAAACAGUCUCAGCUAAGUAUGCCAUGCGAUACUUUGCAACUGUAAGUGGUUCUGCCAGUGAGGCCAACGUUGAAGAGAAGGUCUUAGCCUCCAACCCCAUCAUGGAGUCUAUUGGAAAUGCUAAAACAACCAGGAAUGAUAAUAGCAGUCGCUUUGGGAAGUAUAUAGAGAUUGGUUUUGAUAAGAGAUAUAGAAUCAUUGGUGCCAAUAUGAGAACAUACCUUUUAGAGAAAUCCAGAGUGGUGUUCCAGGCAGAAGAGGAGAGAAACUAUCAUAUCUUCUAUCAGCUUUGUGCCUCAGCACAAUUACCUGAAUUUAAAAUGCUGCGAUUAGGAAAUGCAAAUAGCUUUCAUUACACGAAACAGGGAGGUAGCCCAGUGAUUGAAGGAGUGGAUGAUGCAAAGGAGAUGGCACACACCAGGCAGGCCUGCACUCUACUAGGAAUUAGUGAAUCUUAUCAAAUGGGAAUUUUUCGAAUACUUGCUGGCAUCCUUCACUUAGGCAAUGUUGCAUUUACUUCUCGAGAUUCAGACAGCUGCACAAUACCUCCCAAGCAUGAACCUCUCAGCAUCUUCUGUGAUCUCAUGGGUGUGGAUUAUGAGGAGAUGUGUCAUUGGCUUUGCCAUCGGAAGCUGGCUACUGCCACAGAGACAUACAUCAAGCCCAUCUCCAAGCUGCAGGCCACAAAUGCCCGUGAUGCUUUAGCCAAGCACAUAUAUGCCAAGCUCUUUAACUGGAUUGUAGAUCAUGUCAAUCAGGCUCUGCAUUCUGCUGUUAAGCAGCACUCUUUUAUUGGCGUGCUGGACAUUUAUGGAUUCGAAACAUUUGAGAUAAAUAGUUUUGAGCAGUUUUGUAUAAAUUAUGCAAAUGAAAAACUACAGCAGCAAUUCAACAUGCACGUUUUCAAAUUGGAACAAGAGGAAUACAUGAAAGAACAAAUUCCAUGGACACUCAUAGAUUUUUAUGAUAAUCAGCCUUGUAUUAAUCUUAUAGAAUCUAAACUGGGCGUUCUAGAUUUGCUGGAUGAGGAAUGCAAGAUGCCUAAAGGUACAGAUGACACUUGGGCCCAAAAAUUGUACAACACACAUUUGAACAAAUGUGCGCUCUUUGAAAAGCCUCGCCUGUCAAACAAAGCUUUCAUCAUCCAACAUUUUGCUGACAAAGUGGAAUACCAGUGUGAAGGCUUUCUUGAAAAGAAUAAAGACACUGUUUUUGAGGAACAAAUUAAAGUUCUUAAGUCAAGCAAGUUUAAGAUGCUACCAGAACUAUUUCAAGAUGAUGAAAAGGCCAUUAGUCCAACCUCAGCUACCUCUUCAGGGCGUACACCCCUCACCCGCAUUCCUGCAAAGGCCACCAAGGGCAGACCAGGCCAGACAGCCAAAGAGCACAAGAAAACAGUGGGGCAUCAGUUCCGAAAUUCCCUUCACUUGCUUAUGGAGACUCUCAAUGCCACUACUCCUCACUAUGUGCGCUGUAUUAAGCCUAAUGACUUCAAGUUUCCAUUCACGUUUGAUGAGAAGAGGGCAGUGCAGCAACUGAGAGCAUGUGGUGUCCUGGAAACCAUUCGAAUCAGUGCAGCAGGUUUCCCCUCACGGUGGACUUACCAAGAAUUUUUCAGUCGCUACCGAGUCCUAAUGAAGCAAAAAGAUGUGCUAGGUGACAGAAAGCAAACAUGCAAGAAUGUGUUAGAGAAACUGAUACUGGACAAGGACAAAUACCAGUUUGGUAAAACAAAGAUCUUUUUCCGUGCUGGUCAAGUGGCCUAUCUAGAAAAAUUGAGGGCAGACAAACUGAGGGCUGCCUGCAUUCGGAUCCAGAAGACCAUCCGAGGUUGGCUGCUGAGGAAGAAGUACCUACGCAUGCGUAAAGCAGCCAUCACUGUGCAGAGAUAUGUGCGGGGCUACCAGGCUCGAUGCUAUGCUAAAUUUCUGCGUAGAACCAACGCAGCAGUCAUCAUUCAGAAAUACUGGCGCAUGUAUGUGGUCCACAAGAAGUACAAGAUUAAACGAGCUGCCACUAUUGUUCUUCAGUCUUACUUGCGAGGCUACUUGGCCAGAAAUAGGUAUCGCAAGAUACUCCGCGAACACAAAGCAGUCAUCAUUCAGAAGUGGAUCCGUGGCUGGCUGGCUCGAACACAUUACAAGAAGAGCAUGCAUGCCAUAAUCUAUCUUCAGUGUUGCUUCAGGCGGAUGAUGGCUAAGCGUGAGCUUAAGAAGCUCAAAAUUGAGGCUCGCUCUGUGGAACGAUAUAAGAAGCUCCACAUUGGCAUGGAGAACAAGAUUAUGCAGCUGCAGCGCAAAGUUGAUGAGCAGAAUAAAGAUUACAAAUGCCUCAUGGAGAAACUGACCAAUCUGGAAGGAAUAUACAACUCUGAGACUGAGAAAUUACGGAGUGACUUAGAACGUCUUCAGCUAAGUGAGGAGGAAGCUAAGGUUGCCACUGGACGAGUUCUUAGUCUGCAGGAAGAAAUUGCCAAGCUCCGGAAAGACCUGGAACAAACUCAGUCAGAGAAAAAAACCAUUGAAGAACGAGCAGAUAGAUAUAAACAAGAAACUGAGCAGCUGGUAUCAAAUCUGAAAGAAGAAAAUACUUUGCUGAAGCAGGAAAAAGAGACCCUUAAUCACCUUAUUGUGGAGCAGGCUAAGGAGAUGACAGAAACUAUGGAGAAGAAGCUAGUAGAAGAAACAAAACAACUGGAACUUGAGCUUAACGAUGAAAGGCUGAGAUACCAGAACCUUCUGAAUGAGUUCAGUCGCCUAGAAGAAAGAUAUGAUGACCUCAAGGAAGAGAUGACCCUCAUGGUGAAUGUGCCUAAGCCUGGACACAAGAGAACAGACUCCACCCAUAGUAGCAAUGAGUCCGAAUAUACCUUUAGCUCUGAAAUUGCAGAUACUGAAGAUAUUCCAUCAAGAACAGAGGAGCCAAGCGAAAAGAAGGUACCUCUGGACAUGUCCUUGUUCCUCAAGCUCCAGAAGCGGGUCACUGAGCUGGAGCAGGAAAAGCAGGUGAUGCAGGAUGAGCUGGACCGCAAGGAAGAGCAGAUGCUACGCAGCAAGGCAAAGGAAGAAGAAAGACCACAAAUUAGAGGUGCGGAACUGGAAUAUGAGUCCCUCAAGCGUCAAGAACUAGAGUCAGAAAACAAAAAACUGAAAAAUGAGCUAAAUGAGUUACGAAAGGCUCUCAGUGAGAAAAGUGCCCCAGAGGUGACUGCUCCAGGGGCACCUGCCUACCGUGUCCUUAUGGAGCAGCUGACCUCUGUGAGUGAGGAGCUUGAUGUCCGCAAGGAAGAAGUCCUUAUCUUAAGGUCUCAGCUGGUGAGCCAGAAAGAGGCCAUCCAACCCAAGAAUACAAUGACAGAUUCCACAAUACUUUUGGAAGAUGUACAAAAAAUGAAAGAUAAAGGUGAAAUAGCACAAGCAUACAUUGGUUUGAAAGAAACAAAUAGAUCUUCUGCUAUGGAUUACCAUGAAUUGAAUGAGGAUGGAGAGCUGUGGCUGGUUUAUGAAGGGUUAAAACAAGCCAACAGGCUCCUGGAAUCCCAGCUGCAGUCACAGAAGAGGAGCCAUGAGAAUGAGGCUGAGGCCCUCCGAGGGGAGAUCCAGAGCCUGAAGGAAGAGAACAACCGGCAGCAGCAGUUGCUGGCCCAGAACUUACAGCUACCCCCAGAGGCCCGCAUCGAGGCCAGCCUGCAGCACGAGAUCACCCGGUUGACCAAUGAAAACUUGUAUUUUGAGGAAUUAUAUGCAGAUGACCCUAAGAAGUAUCAAUCAUAUCGGAUUUCACUUUACAAACGGAUGAUUGAUUUGAUGGAACAACUUGAAAAACAGGAUAAGACUGUCCGGAAACUGAAAAAACAACUGAAAGUUUUUGCCAAAAAAAUUGGUGAACUAGAAGUGGGCCAGAUGGAGAAUAUAUCUCCAGGACAGAUCAUUGAUGAGCCUAUCCGUCCAGUCAACAUUCCCAGGAAAGAAAAAGAUUUCCAAGGAAUGCUGGAAUACAAGAAGGAAGAUGAGCAAAAGCUUGUUAAGAACCUGAUUCUAGAACUAAAACCACGGGGUGUAGCAGUCAAUUUGAUUCCAGGGCUACCAGCAUAUAUUCUGUUUAUGUGCGUUCGACAUGCCGAUUACCUGAAUGAUGAUCAGAAAGUAAGGUCAUUACUAACGUCAACAAUUAACAGCAUCAAAAAAGUAUUGAAGAAAAGAGGUGAUGAUUUUGAAACUGUCUCCUUCUGGCUCUCUAACACAUGCCGAUUUUUGCACUGUUUGAAGCAGUACAGUGGAGAAGAGGGCUUCAUGAAGCAUAAUACCUCUCGCCAAAAUGAACACUGCCUCACCAAUUUUGACCUGGCUGAGUAUCGGCAGGUGCUGAGUGACUUGGCCAUUCAGAUUUACCAGCAGCUUGUACGGGUAUUAGAGAACAUCCUUCAACCAAUGAUUGUCUCAGGCAUGCUGGAGCAUGAAACAAUUCAGGGUGUGUCCGGGGUGAAGCCCACGGGGCUAAGAAAGCGAACCUCCAGUAUUGCAGAUGAAGGCACCUACACACUGGACUCCAUCCUCCGACAGCUCAACUCAUUCCACUCAGUCAUGUGUCAGCACGGCAUGGACCCAGAACUGAUCAAGCAGGUGGUCAAGCAGAUGUUUUAUAUUGUGGGGGCCAUCACCCUGAACAACCUCCUCCUGCGUAAGGACAUGUGCUCCUGGAGUAAAGGCAUGCAGAUCAGGUACAAUGUCAGUCAACUAGAAGAAUGGCUACGUGACAAGAAUCUGAUGAACAGUGGGGCAAAAGAAACCCUGGAACCACUCAUUCAAGCUGCUCAGCUUUUGCAAGUAAAAAAGAAAACAGAUGAUGAUGCAGAAGCCAUUUGUUCCAUGUGCAAUGCUUUAACUACUGCCCAGAUUGUCAAAGUGUUGAAUUUGUAUACUCCAGUUAAUGAGUUCGAAGAAAGAGUCUCCGUUUCAUUUAUUCGUACUAUACAGAUGCGUUUACGAGAUAGGAAAGACUCGCCUCAGCUGCUCAUGGAUGCUAAACACAUCUUUCCUGUCACCUUUCCUUUUAACCCAUCCUCCCUCGCACUAGAAACCAUCCAGAUUCCAGCUAGCCUGGGCCUGGGAUUCAUUUCACGGGUCUGAAAGUGAUGUCCAGGCAAACAAUGACAGUAUACUCCUUGUCUGGAUAAGAACCAUUAUUUCCAGUAAGCUACUGAAAAAUACAUUUUUAAAGAGAAAGUACUGAUUACCUCUCAAACAAGAAGGUAUUAACUGGAAAUCUCCCUAGAGGCUUUCAUCAUCUUGGAAGAAAGAUAGGCUCCUUUGUGCCAUGUUACCUUUAAAGCAACACUCAUUCCUGCUCAGCUGGUAUCCUGAGUUUACAUGCCACUGGAUGAUGGAAGGAAGAAAGAAAAGAAAGGAAGGCAAAUGUGUCAACAUUUAUUUUAAAUCCUUAGCACUGCAUUUAGUGGUAUAGAAAACAUAAAUUCCAUAUGCAUAGGCUGUUGUUAGGAAGACAACAACAAAGAAUGAUCUCUGUGCUAAACAGAAUUGAAAGAAAAAUCACCAUUGAAUACAUAUCAGUUUAGGAAUCAGUUAUGUUGAUAUUAUCAAACUGGAUCAAAUAAACUGGCAAUAUGUAAAGUAGUUGGUCAAGUAAAUUCCUUAUUUGUGUCACUAUGAUAUAGAACUACUAAAAGAAUGUUGGUUUGCUAUAUAACAUAGAUGUUCAUCUGUACUGUAGCUUACUGAGCAUUUUAAAUUGCUGCUACAUAAUAUCUCCUUAAAAUGUAGAUGAUACUCUUAUUAGGCACUACAACAAUAAGCUUCUAUUUUAUCAACUCUGUUUACAAUUCAAUCAGAUCAGUUUUAACUGGAUUAUAUGCAAAUAUCUACAGAGUCACCUGCACAAGUAGCAGACACUGGAAAAUCAUGUAAUAUGACAAAAUGCUUGACAUUUAGGGGUAGGAAUAGACAAAUUGUCUAUUGUUGAUGUCACUGUUUAUUCAGGAUGUAUUACAUUGACAUGCUCAUUAAUUUUCUCUGGGUGGAUAUUACAUCAGGGUACAGUGUUUUGUGAAGUGACUUUAUUUUAGUUCCCAGAUCUGAUUCCUGUAGUAUAUAUUUUCAACUUUGACAGGUUUUCUUUCUUCUUAAUUCACUAAGAAUCAAUCUCAAUCACUAUGUAGAAAGGAUUGUCAGAAUUUUCAUGAUUCGGGUCUUGAAACUUUGAUUAGCCUAUAAAUUAUGCAAAAGAAGAUAUAUAAUAAAUAUUAUGAUUCAGGUUUUUUAGACUUUGCAACUUCUAUAAAUGUUCUCAGAUACCACUAGAUACUUUAAAAAGCAUCAUAUUAGAAAUACCUUAAGGAGACUUAUAUAAAAAAUAUAUGAAGAUUGUGGAAUUUUAUAGAGAAUUUGGUUCAGUAAGACUCAAAUUCUAUAGGUUUUUAAUCUGAAAUUCUAAAUAAACAAUUCUCCAGUUUUUCUAGAAAUAUUAGUAAAAUAAAUCCUUCAGGUUGUACAAAAGUAAAUUACUAGCUUUCAUCAGAAAUUCUGGUUCUUAAUUAUAAUUAUAAUCAUAGAUUUAUGUAAUUUAACUGUUAGAUGGUCUAUAAAAAUGACAUAUCUUAUUAAAAAUAUGUGCAAUAUUAUUUAUGGAAGUCAAACAGUUUCAAAUCAGUGAUAAAGAUUGUAUUAAAAGAUAUCAUCUAUUAACUUAUUUGAGCCUCAAUUUCCUUGUUUAUAAAAUAGAAGGGUUGGACAGCUGAUUCUUAAGAUCUCUUCCAUAUCUAAAAUUCUCUCCUUUCAGCACUUAGAUCCUAGAGAAAAAAAGCCACAAUUUAGUCCAUCCUCUCUUGGAAAGACCAGUGUGUAGUGCCUGUCAUUUCCUUAGGAUUAAUAAAAUGCAAACUCACAAGUUUAUGUAGCUGUAACCUUUCUUAAAUGUACAUGAUUUAUGCACAUGUGCAUUUCAAAAGGCCCAUGCUUUAGAAAGCCCUAUUAUAUUGUUUUAUUUGAAAGUAAUUUAAAUUUUAUUACAUCAUGUACUGCUUUAUUCAGUUUUAAAACAUUUAUUUUCAACAUGAACCUCCCAAUUCUAAUCUAAUCAUAUUCUGUUUUCCUGAUUGCCAAUGUGGUUUCAAUAAACAAUUAACUCUUCUAGACAUUUAGCUAGUGCUAAAUGUGUCAGAGUCUAACAGCACAGGUGUGACAUGGGCAGGGGAGUUGCCAAGAAAGUACAAUCAUGGUACAGGCUGUCCACCUUAGCCCUGGCAGUCCUCCCUGGUCCUCUCCCAGCUUGAUCCUAUGUGGCAUGACCCAUGUACACCACACUUUAUCCUGUAUUCAAGAUCACAUGGUAGCUCCCACUUUCAUUGCUUCCUUUUUCCUUACUCCUGGCAUUUCAUGUCCUAAAGCAUCUGUGGUCUGAGACUUUCCCUCCUGUCCUCUGGUUUUCUGCUGUCAAGUGCUGUGGCCACUGUUCCACAUUAGACCAGAGCUUCCACCGCCAUCCCAUGUAGUUUCUCCUAUUCCAGUGAUGGUGGCACAAAGUUUCUUCUAUUCCAGGGCUUUCAUUCUCUCCAAGGCCUCCCCAGAACCCCAAAUAGGGAUCAGGAUUAACUUUUCUUGAUAGCCUGAAGAUUUUUAGUAUAACAAGAAUAUCUUACAACCAGGGAACCUCAAGAGCUAGAAAUGACUCUCUGCACUACUUUGUUGAGGAUGCACCAAGAUUCUGCUGACCAUGGGUACCCAUUAGCCAGUUUGAGAACUGCUCGCUCUCCCUCUUCCCACACCUUUUCAUUCACCUUCAUAUACACACACCCAGCUUUUUGUCUGUUCUCUUUACUCUUCCCUUCCCUCUGCUUAGUCAUACAUCCCAUCAGCUGCUGACUAGCAGGCUGCCUGUGCACUGAAGGUAGACAUGUGGAGUCUGUUUCCAUUUGCCCUACUUGAUCUUCCUUGUGACUUAUCUUUGCAUCAAUCUUUGCACAGAUUUUGUUGUUCUCACUUCUCUGCAAUACAUUCUUUUCGUAGUUCCUCUGUGACACAGUAGGAAUGCAAAGGAAGAGACCUUGGAAGCCACAACAAUCUCCUCUUUCCAAUAGUCAUCACCCCUCUCCCAUUAGGUCCAAGCUCAACUCACAUCCUUGUAAUGCAAAGAAAAAAGUAGAAGCAGUUCCCUUCCUGUGGUUUUUCUUAGGUUAAGGAUUCCAUCUGCCUUAGAGGAGGAAAGAUGAAUAUGGCAUAAAAUCCACCAAGUAUAACAUCAUGGUUCUUUUAGAGGUUUUAAAAAUUCCCCACAUACCUGACACUGCUUUCCUCAGGCACAAAAGUACAAAAAGUGUAUCCCAGACCCAACCACUGGAAGAUUGGGGAUCAGUUUCAGUUUGGAUGAUUUGUUUUAUUAUCUUUCAUUUCAAUGGAUAGUUGAGAGUUGGCUCUUUUUUCAUAAUUAUGUAAUAUAAAUCAAGUCCUUAAUAAUGUAGUGGAAAAAGCUAUGAAAAUACUUCAUUUAAAUUUCAGUGUAGUGAUUACUGUGAGAAAUUAACUCCCUGGUAACUCCAGGAAAAUAGGACCUGUCACCAUCACAAGAAGUCCUCAUGAUUUCUCUCUCCUUCCUGUUUCUCUCUCUCUCUCUCUCUCUCUCUCUCUCUCUCUCUCUCUCUCUCUCUCUCUCUCACACACACACACACACACACACACACACACACGCA
Messenger RNA from Marmota monax (woodchuck), 9332 nucleotides. RefSeq names its product myosin VA (gene Myo5a). The record is from RefSeq and is a predicted model, not a curated record. NCBI's taxonomy places the organism in Eukaryota, Metazoa, Chordata, Mammalia, Rodentia, Sciuridae. The transcript is spliced from 41 exons. Bases 127 to 5760 code for a protein of 1877 amino acids. Gene Ontology annotation, cellular component: myosin complex; vesicle; actin cytoskeleton. Gene Ontology annotation, molecular function: actin filament binding; microfilament motor activity; ATP binding. Gene Ontology annotation, biological process: vesicle transport along actin filament; actin filament organization.